Molecule: messenger RNA, 753 nt
Organism: Nakaseomyces glabratus
Lineage: Eukaryota; Fungi; Ascomycota; Saccharomycetes; Saccharomycetales; Saccharomycetaceae
Product: SDR family oxidoreductase
Cellular component (GO): intracellular anatomical structure
Molecular function (GO): oxidoreductase activity, acting on NAD(P)H, oxygen as acceptor
Source: RefSeq, a predicted model, not a curated record
AUGAAGAAGGUUGUUUUAGUUACAGGGGCUUCCAGAGGUAUUGGUGAAGCAAUUGUCAAGAAUAUAUUGGCUCUCGACAGCAAUGCUGUGGUAUAUGGUAUUGCGAGAAAUGAGGACGCAUUGAAGAGCUUGAAAGACACUGUAGGGGCCAGAUUCCAAUACUUGGCCGGUGAUAUUACUGAUGAAGAUAAGAUCAACGAAAUUGUUGAAAAGGUAGUGCUAGAGCAAGGUCGUAUUGACUCCAUUGUGGCCAAUGCAGGUGUACUAGAACCGGUAGCUAAAGUCGGUAGUUCUUCUGUAGCUGAAUGGAAGAAGCUGUACGAUAUUAAUUUUUUCAGUAUUAUUCACUUGAUCAACAAGACCCUGCCACAUCUGGAGAAAAGCGAAGGCAAUGCAAUCUUUGUUAGUUCAGGUGCCAGUACAAAACCAUAUUACGGCUGGUGUGCCUAUGGUUCAUCCAAGGCAGCUGUGAAUCAUCUAACUAUGUCAUUGGCUGCUGAGAACAAAGCUAUCAAGACAAUUGCAGUUGCACCAGGUGUAGUGGAUACAAAGAUGCAGGAUGAUAUUAGAGACAAAUUUGGACCCUCGGGGAUGACAGCUGAUGCCUUGAAAAGGUUUACAGAUUUGAAGAAGAAUGGUGAGUUGCUCGAUGCUGACGUUCCUGGUAAGAUUUAUGCAAGGCUAGCAGUCUCAGGUAUCCCAGCUGAACUUAACGGUGAGUAUGUAAGGUACAAUGACUCCAGAUUACAAUGA